Messenger RNA from Lycium ferocissimum, 598 nucleotides. RefSeq lists its product as uncharacterized. NCBI's taxonomy places the organism in Eukaryota, Viridiplantae, Streptophyta, Magnoliopsida, Solanales, Solanaceae. Bases 161 to 598 code for a protein of 145 amino acids. The record is from RefSeq and is a predicted model, not a curated record. The transcript is spliced from 2 exons.
UCGACUUGGUGAUCACUGAUUUGUAUUUAUAUGUUAUGCAGCUAUUUAUAUGGACGCCGUACGCUGCUAUAUUAGAUGGUUUGCCGACCUUCUGUAGGGCAGGUCAGGGGUUUGGAGGUCGCGGUGUCCAUUGAUACACCUGGACAUCGUAGAAGAGCACAUGCCCGAGCGUGCCUUACGACAGUUUGGGCAUACACAGAGUAUACCCCCUGACGUCCGUCAUGAGCUCCGACACUACCAGCGGGAUGAUCGGGCUGCCGUUGAUGAUGAUUUUCUGGCUUUCAUAGAUGUCCAGCUCCACCGUUGGGAGAACAGGUUGGGCACUUUAGCGGUGGUCGGCCAUUUGACUCCCAUUGAACAUUACAUGCGCUGGUAUCAUCAGAUCACACGCCGAUUGAUCGGCAACCCAGCUUUGCGUCCCCCUAGGGAUGUAGGAUACUCAGCACUCGCGGGGCAGUACGAGGCAUUGCUGGUGGCCGUACAACGUUUACGCAUCUUGGGGUUAGAGCAUAUGCCUUACCCUGGGCUUGCGGGGCUAGCGGCGAAGAUGGUACAGAUAUCGAAGGAUGGUAUCCGGCAGGCGAGUGUGCGAGAUUAG